Messenger RNA from Apodemus sylvaticus (European woodmouse), 1324 nucleotides. It is a transcript of the gene Hnmt, whose product is annotated as histamine N-methyltransferase. The record is from RefSeq and is a predicted model, not a curated record. The transcript has 7 exons. Gene Ontology annotation, molecular function: N-methyltransferase activity. The coding region runs from base 101 to 985 and encodes 294 amino acids. NCBI's taxonomy places the organism in Eukaryota, Metazoa, Chordata, Mammalia, Rodentia, Muridae.
UUCAGCUUUCCAGAGCUGCCAGGCUGCUCUACAGCGCUGCAAAGUGUAAAGUACCAAAGUCCUGUACAAACAGUCUCGCAGCAAGCUCUGAGAAUCCAAUAUGGCAUCUUGCAUGAGGAGCUUAUUUUCUGACCACAGCAGAUACGUUGAAUCUUUUCGGAGGUUUUUAAAUAAUUCCACGGAACACCAGUGUAUGCAGGAAUUCAUGGAUAAGAAGCUUCCAGGCAUAAUAGCAAGGAUUGGAGAAAAAAAAGCAGAAAUUAAGAUUCUGAGUGUAGGCGGAGGUGCAGGUGAAGUUGACCUUCAAAUUCUCUCCAAAGUCCAGGCUCAAUACCCAGGAAUCUUUAUUAAUAAUGAAGUUGUUGAACCAAGUGCUGAACAAAUUGUCAAGUACCAAGAGCUUGUAGCCAAGACAUCAAACAUGGAGAACAUAAAAUUUUCUUGGCACAAGGAGACAUCAUCUGAAUAUCAAAAACGUAUGCUGGAAGAAGAAGCACCUCCAAAGUGGGACUUUAUUCAUAUGAUUCAGAUGCUGUAUUAUGUAAAGAAUAUUCCAGCCACCCUGAAAUUCUUCCAUGGUCUCUUAGCUGACAAUGCUAAAAUUCUCAUUAUUAUUGUGUCAGGAACUAGUGGCUGGGAAAAGCUAUGGAAAAAAUAUGGAUCCCGCCUACCCAGGGAUGACCUCUGCCAGUAUGUCACAUCUUCUGAUCUUACUCAGAUAUUGGACGACUUGGGUAUUAAGUAUGAAUGUUAUGACCUUUUGUCCACCAUGGACAUAACGGACUGUUUUAUUGAUGGUAAUGAAAAUGGAGACCUGCUUUGGGAUUUUUUGACAGAAACUUGCAACUUUAGCAAAACAGCACCACUGAAUCUCAAAAUGGAAAUUAUGAAAGAUCUUCAAGAGCCUGAAUUUAGUGUUAAGAAAGAGGGCAAGGUACUUUUUAACAAUAAUCUGAGUUUUAUAGUGAUUGAGGCAAAUGUAUAAGUCAUAAGAGUAUUUAGAGUUUAUAUUUUGACCAAAUGCUGAUGUAUUUACAUAUCAAAUACAUAUUAUUUAAAUAGUGUUAAAAUUAAUUCCAUAAUAGGACACAGUAUUAUCUCUUAUAAAUGAAAUCUACAAAUUUCCAUGACAACUUAGUCUUUCUCAAGAACCACAUGGGCUACUUCCAAGUUGUGACCUUGAAGGAAAAUAUUCAGUUUAAACACUGCCUCACUAGAAACAUGGGACUUGAGUUUUCGUUAGCUUACUGAUAAUAAAGUUCUUUCCAUUUUCUUAGUGUACUGGAAAUUCUUAGACUAGCAAUAAAAUAAAAUAUGUCAUCCA